Pygocentrus nattereri (red-bellied piranha) is the source of this 2136-nucleotide messenger RNA. Its product is annotated as regulator of G protein signaling 20. The record is from RefSeq and is a predicted model, not a curated record. The transcript is spliced from 5 exons. NCBI's taxonomy places the organism in Eukaryota, Metazoa, Chordata, Actinopteri, Characiformes, Serrasalmidae. The coding region runs from base 196 to 897 and encodes 233 amino acids.
AAAUGAGCAGAUUGACGUUCAGUUUCGGUGCUGCUGCUCGAGCCUCGCGGUCGAGUGAAGGAGCGCCGUCAGACACCGAGAAGCUGCACUGAUGGACGGAGCGGAGUGGAGGGGAAUUUCAGCGUCCCAGCCUUUCAUGCUCGAAUAACGUGCUCAGACCCGAAAGGGCUGUAAAUAACUGAUAUUCGGUCGCUCAUGGGGUCAGAGCGGGUGGAGAUGGGGAAACGUCCACAGCAGGAUACUGGGAACGCCGGCCACACAAGGAUCACUUCUUCCAACUCACACAUGCUGGACAGCGUGAACACACACACUCUGGGCUGGCUUAAUGCACCCCCCAAUGCCUGCUGCUUCUGCUGGUGCUGCUGCUGCAGCUGCUCCUGUCUUACAGCACGUCCUUUCAAGGAUGAAAGGAUUCCGGAGGGGAUCCGUGAAAAACAAACUGAAGCUGAGGCUGAAGUUGAGGAACUACGUGGCCCCACGCUGGAAGACGUGCAUUUGUGGGCGCAGACAUUCGAACAGUUGAUUAAGAGCCCUCAUGGCCGCGCUAGCUUCCGGCAGUUUCUGAAGACAGAGUUCAGUGAGGAGAACCUGCUGUUCUGGCUGGCCUGUGAGGAGCUGAAGAAAGAGACCAACCGAACUGUGGUGGAGCAGACUGUUAAGCAAAUAUACGAGGACUACGUCUCUAUACUAUCACCCAGAGAGGUGAGCCUGGACUCUCGUGUGCGGGAAGUGAUCAACAAGAACAUGCUGGAGCCGACCUCACACACCUUCGAUGAUGCACAGCAGCAAAUAUACACACUCAUGCAGCGAGACUCCUAUCCACGAUUCAUCAACUCCAGUGUAUACGCAGAUCUUAUUAAAGGUUUGGAAGAACCUCAAACACCCAAUGAGUCCUAACACACACACACACACACACACACACACACACACACACACACACACACACACACACACUUAUUAAGGCCAUAGAGCAGCCUGAUGCUUCUUGACACAGCUGCAGUGAAACUGUUGUGUGAUAAGUAAACAUGCCCAAGUCCCAGCAAAAAAAAAACACCUUGAUAAAAUGAAAUGUUAGAAGCAUUUAGAAGCAUCAGUGACUCUGAAUCAGGUCUGAAUCACCAUACAUUACUUAUAUACUGUCUGAAAAAAGGGUACUGGACAGUUACAUUUUAGUUUAUCAAGGUACAAACAGUGUAAAUGUACCCUCGAAGGCAAAACAGUUGUCCUUAAGGUCUAACUCUGUACCUUAAAUGAGUUUUAAAGGACGCUACAUUCACUCAUCAGAGGAAAGGUGCAUAUUUGUGCCUUUUCAUAAAGAAAAGUCUUAAGAUAGAAACAUUAAAUAAAAUAAAAAUAAAAAGGAUGUAUGAAGUCUGUGCAACCUAAAAAAACAUAAUUACAACAAAAUGUGGUACAAUUAUGUUCCCUAACUGAAGACUGAAGACGUAACCUUGAGGGGAUGACCCCACUGACCAGGAGGGGACACGCUAAUGGCAGUUUAGUACCUUUUUUUCUGGGAGUGUACACAGCACCUAGACCACACUCACUUUACAAUGUCUCUAUGUACUGUAAUGCGGUUCCUGUGUAUUUUUAUAACACUUUGACUCCACUGAAUUAUUUAGUUGUUGACUGAAAAGGGAAAAUGUUAGUGUCUUGCUUUGGUUUUAAGGUUCCACAAAUUAUAUGAAGAUAUAUUUGACUAUUUUUCUGCCUCAGUUCUGCAAAAGGCACUGAUAAUGGCAGAUGCAUACUUGUGCCUUGCUAUACACAUAGAGGAUCUAGAUUAUGUAUAUAUAUAUAUAUAUAUAUAAUUGUUCUAAAUACACAUCUCACGUCAAAUCAAGGUGCUUUCAGUUAUACUAGAGCAGAAAUUACUAUUAUAUUUAAAACAAAUCUACACCCAUUUCUCUCUCUCUCACAUACACACACACAUAAACACACACACACACGCAUAGAUUAAAGCAGAACUGAAAUAGAUCUCCUUGGACCAAUAAAACUCAGUUUUGUGAUCUUAUAUUUCUGACGACAUGCAUGUUUUUGAAGUUCAGAGAAUGCAUUUGAUAUAUUCACUUAUGUAUACCGGGAUAAACUGUAUAAAGAGAGAUAAAUCAAUAAUAAAGCACAAAUAUUUGCCAA